Aegilops tauschii subsp. strangulata is the source of this 2563-nucleotide messenger RNA. RefSeq names its product LEAF RUST 10 DISEASE-RESISTANCE proteinUS RECEPTOR-LIKE PROTEIN KINASE-like 2.5. The record is from RefSeq and is a predicted model, not a curated record. Gene Ontology annotation, molecular function: polysaccharide binding; ATP binding; protein kinase activity. Lineage: Eukaryota; Viridiplantae; Streptophyta; Magnoliopsida; Poales; Poaceae. Gene Ontology annotation, biological process: protein phosphorylation.
ACCCCACUCCCGGUGACGUCCAUUUCAGUCAAACUCCGUGGUGAUGUCCAUUUCAGUCAAACUUCGGUGACGACGAACAGUCCACACAUCCGGCAAUCAUGCAUCCAUGCUUGAAUGCCCCGUCUCCCGUGUGUGCUUCUUCAAUCUCCGCCUUCAGGAGCCCACUUCAAUCUUCCAUCCUGUUGUAUGAAGAUCGACUGAUGCAUCUGUUUCGUGUCCCGGUGGCCGCCGCCGUACUCUGUGCAGCCACAGUACUGCUAAGUGCUGUUCUUGCCAGCCACGCCCUAAGCACCACCUCGCCCCCGACGUUUCCUUCAUCGUCCACCUCCUGCGAGCCGGCGACGUGUGGGGGCCUGCGCAUCGAGUACCCGUUCUGGCUCGGCGGCACGCACCCGACAGAGUGCGGCUACCGCGCCUUCCAGGUCACGUGCGACCGCAACGGCACAGCCUCCCUCAGGAACUCCUUCUGGACGGACCAGAUCCUGGAGAUCAAUUACGGAGACAACAACGGCACCUUCCGGAUCACCAACGCCCAACUCUCCGACGGCACCUGCGACAACGAGCUCCGCGUGAACGCCUCCUCCGACCUCGGCCUCGCGCCCUUCACCAUCAGCGCCGCCAACCAGGAGCUCUUCUUCCUCUACAACUGCACAGACCUUCAGGCACAGCCGCCGCCGCUUGCUUGGGCGCCCAUUAACUGCACAAAUGCCAACGCGUCCACAUUCAACUCGUUCGCGUUGCUCGCCGGCGGGUACAAGCCCGACGACAAAUGGGAGCCGGUGCCGGGGAGCUGUACUGUGUCGAUGAUGCCGGUGCUGGGGUACCCUGGGGCGACCGGGGCGGACUACCGGCGGCUGAUGAAGAGCGGGUUUCUUCUCGAGUACACGGCCGACGACUGCAGGGCGUGCGAGGAGAGUGGAGGGCUUUGCCGGAUUAACACCGACCUCGAUAUCUUCGAUUGCCGCUGCUCUGACGGCGUGUCUGACUUCAUCAUCUGUGAUAGUUCAGGUAGCAAGGGGACUAGCAAGAAGAUUAUUCUAAUAGCUGUGACAUCAGCCGCUGGAGCCUUGCUCUUUACAUGUAUUUAUGUCCUGGUAUGGCGCAAAAAAGGGAAAAGACUAAGGUUUCUCCUUUGCAAGAAGACUAGCAGCAACACCGAAAAGAAUUAUGAGGCCAUGAUAGUAUCCUACGGAUCCCUAGCUCCAAAAAGAUACAUGUAUUCAGAGGUAAUGAAGAUAACAUCUUCUCGCAACGAUCAGCUUGGAAAAGGAGGUUAUGGUAUUGUUUUCAAAGGAAGACUGCCUGGUGGUCGUCUGGUCGCAGUAAAAUUCUUGCAUGACUGCAAAGGAAAUGGGGACGAGUUUGUUAAUGAAGUUAUGAGCAUUGGCAGGACCUCUCAUGUUAAUGUUGUUAGCUUAUAUGGGUUUUGUUUGGAGGGAUCAAAGAGAGCUCUUAUAUAUGAGUACAUGCCCAACGGUUCCUUGGAUAAGUACAUUUAUUCAGAGCACCCCAAAGAAAUUUUAGGAUGGGAGAGGCUUUAUGGGAUAGCAAUUGGGAUUGCUCGUGGCCUCGAAUACUUGCACCAUAGCUGUAAUACACGUAUCGUCCAUUUCGAUAUCAAGCCCCAAAAUAUCCUUCUAGACAAAGAUUUUAGCCCAAAGAUUGCUGAUUUUGGUCUAGCUAAAUUGUGUCAUACAAAAGAGAGCAAGGUUUCAAUGACUGGUACUAGAGGAACAAUUGGAUUCAUCGCCCCAGAAGUCCACUCGCGAACCUUUGGAGUGGUUUCAACAAAAUCGGAUGUUUAUAGUUAUGGAAUGAUGCUUCUAGAGAUGGUUGGAGGUAGGAGAAACGUAAAAUCAAUUGUUGCAAAAUCCAGCGAAAAGUAUUUUCCAGACUGGAUUUACGACCACUUUGCGCAAGAUGGAUUACAAGCAUGUGAAGUCACAUCAGAAAUUGAGGAAAUGGCAAGAAAGAUGACCUUAAUUGGACUAUGGUGCGUACAAAUAUUGCCUGCAUAUCGCCCUACCAUAACCAAAGUUCUAGAAAUGUUUGAGAGAGGCUCAGAGGACAUGGACAUGCCACCGAAGCAAAACUUCUCUGGAUUGCUUGAAAGUUCAGCUCACAAUAUGAAUGUUCAAAGUUUAAGUUCUACCAGAUCCGAGGAGAUCGGCCUUGUGAAUUCAGAAAUUCUACAAGAAUCGCCAACUCUUUGAGGAGAUAGGCCGUGUGAAUCAAAGAACCUACAUUCAUUUCAACACUGUGAGAUGGUGGCCCUGUACUAGAGUACAUUAAGAAUUGAACAAGCGCAGCGAAAUUCGGCAUUGUAGUAGAACAUAUUCCAUGUAUGCAUGACCUAGAGUCAAGAGCAUCCACAUGCCAGCGUCCUAAGUUACAGACCACAGAAGGAAUAACAUUAAUUCUGAUGAGUGUUGUGUUCCAAAUGCUAAAAGGCAUCAGAGGAACACAACUACCAAGGACUUCUUGACUGUAGAUUUCCCCCAAAAUUGUUCCAUCAGAUGGAUCAUCCCUAACUGCCGCCAUAGUGAUUGGUUGUUGCGUAUUA